UACUGGGGAUGCCCUGGGAGGAUGCGCUGGCAUCUCUGGCUUCCAGAAAGUCUGCUGUGGUGUUCUGUGUGAAGCCUCGCAGGGCCGAGAGCACCAGGGAGGAAGCUGUGGGCAGGGUGUGCAGACCUGUGUCUACAGGGCAGGUGGAGAAAGGAGCCCUCUGCAUCCCCAGCUUGUGCAGCAUCUAUGCGGUCCUUUCAACUGCACUUUCUCGGUUGAGUCUCCCAGCACAUCUGGAGGUGGGGUAGGUAGCAGGAGCCUCACCUAAGAAAAACCAAGGCUCUGGGCAGCAUGGGAAACAAUCCUGAGUUGCUGGCCAGGGAGUGGGGCGGUAAAUGGGACAGGUGGGACUCAAGGCAGAUGGCCUGACUCCCAGGCCAGGGUUCUUUCUCCUCUCUCGGUUCCUUGGCCAAGGAGGAAAAGGAUCAAGCAGUUGAGCACUUAGAGAUUUGGGUUCCAAAAUACCUAAGCAAGUCCACAGUCGCUUUUGACCCAGGACUGCCGGUCUGUUCAUUUGUGAGUACUUACAGGCUUCAUAGAAUGCUCACCUUGAAACCUGCUCUUUUAGCUUGACUUGAUCUUUGGAAUCGGAUCAGCAGUAAAUGUCACCCUUGCCUUCAACACAGAAGGUGGUGGAUGUUGUACUUUAAUAUAUUGAAGUGUAUUAUACUUUGUUCUGUUCCCCGCCCACAAACACACACAGGCUGCCUUUAGUUAGGCUUUGCAGAUUUUGCAGAUUUUUUCCACCCCGAGACAGGAUGUCUUCCUUAUUUUUCCCAGUUGUAUAAUCAUCUAUUGGGUGGACGUCUUUGGUCCCACAGCGUGGUGGUCGCCUGGAACAUGGGUGGUUUUGUGCAUUUCCUAGCAGUCCUUUUGAGAGCCUUAAUCCUCGCGUCACUUCUGUGAAGCAGCCAUUGUUAUUAUCCUCACUUUACAGAUGAGGAAACUGAGGUUCUGGCAGGGUUGAGUGAUUUGCCAGACGUCACACCCAGGCAAGUGGAGUACAGAGGAAUUCCUUCCAUUGUGACACUGCCUCUCUGGGUCAGUUCCCAGAAGGGCCACUGUUAGGUCACAGGCCCUACAGGUAUGUUCUUUGAUUGAUGCUGCCACAGUGUCCUUGGCAGGUCUUUGGUGCACUUGCACUUAUGUUGUUAGCAGGAUGUGUGAGGGAGUGCGUGUGGCCCCAUUCCAUGCUCCAGUGGGUUUUAGCCAAUGCGGGCUGUGCCGUUCCGGCCAGCGGAAGAUGGCAUCCUGCAAGCAAGGGCUGAGCAGGAAGAAGAAUUCAUCAGUAACACUUUAUUCAAGAAAAUUCAGGCUUUGCAGAAGGAGAAAGAAACCCUGGCUGUAAAUUACGAGAAGGAAGAAGAGUUCCUCACUAAUGAGCUCUCCAGAAAAUUGAUGCAGUUGCAGCAUGAGAAAGCCGAACUGGAACAGCAUCUCGAGCAGGAGCAGGAGUUUCAGGUCAACAAACUGAUGAAGAAAAUUAAAAAACUGGAGAACGACACCAUUUCCAAGCAACUUACGUUAGAGCAGUUGAGACGGGAGAAGAUUGACCUUGAAAAUACCUUGGAACAAGAACAGGAAGCACUAGUGAAUCGUCUCUGGAAAAGGAUGGAUAAACUUGAAGCAGAGAAGCGAAUCCUGCAGGAGAAACUAGACCAGCCCGUCUCUGCACCCCCGUCGCCUAGAGAUAUCUCCAUGGAAAUUGAUUCUCCAGAAAACAUGAUGCGCCACAUCAGGUUUUUAAAGAACGAAGUGGAACGGCUCAAGAAGCAACUGAGAGCGGCCCAGCUUCAGCAUUCGGAGAAGAUGGCCCAGUACCUGGAGGAGGAGCGCCACAUGCGGGAGGAGAACUUGAGGCUGCAGAGGAAGCUGCAGAGGGAGAUGGAGAGAAGAGAAGCCCUGUGUCGCCAGCUGUCCGAGAGCGAGUCCAGCCUGGAGAUGGACGACGAAAGGUAUUUUAACGAGAUGUCUGCCCAAGGAUUAAGACCUCGCACUGUGUCCAGCCCAAUCCCUUACACUCCUUCUCCGAGUUCAAGCAGGCCCAUAUCACCCGGCCUGUCAUAUGCAAGUCACACAGUUGGCUUCACUCCACCGACGUCACUGACGAGAGCCGGAAUGUCUUACUACAACUCCCCAGGUCUUCACGUGCAGCACAUGGGGACAGCCCAUGGUAUCACAAGGCCUUCACCGCGGAGAAGCAACAGUCCUGACAAAUUCAAACGGCCCACGCCGCCUCCGUCUCCCAACACACAGACCCCAGUGCAGCCGCCGCCACCCCCGCCGCCGCCCCCCAUGCAGCCCUCGGUGCCCUCGGCAGUCAGCUCGCAGCCCGCCCCUUCGCAACAUUCGGUGCACCCCUCCUCCCAGCCUUAAUGCAUGUGCUUAGUCUGAAUUCCAAGUUGGGACUCGUCCAAUGGAGCCGUCUACUCAACGCCAAAGGCUUCCUUCCCUGGCAUAUUUGGAUCUGAUUUGCACUGAGGUUAUCUAGGCUUCACUGUCCAUUGUGUUGUGUCUGUCGGAAACGCAGCCAGUGUUGUGGGUCUACAACACUAAGCAGACGACUUUUUCCAGCAGUGUUUUACUUGAAUCUCCGUGUACGUCCAUUCCCUGGCUGGAACGUUGGCUAUUCGGUAUUGGGUAAUUCAGCAGCAGUGUGCAAUUUUUGCUUGGCCCCAGAGCUUCAGUUUUCCUGGCUUUUCGGUUUGUAAAAUAAAAAGGGAUAUCUUUUUUAUAUUUUUUUUUUCAUGAAUUUGCAGAAAAUUGCUGAGCUGUUAAUAUUCCCCUUCUCCCAUUGCAGUGGUGUUUAUCAAGCAAAACUGAUAAUUCAGCACUACAGUCAGACCUUUGAAAAUCUAGCUUUCAGCAGAGAAUGGAAAGUUAGAUGAAUCAGUGCCCAAAACACAAGUACUGUUUAAUAGAGCUUUCUACAGAUACACUUUUUACAGGUUAUUUUCAGUAAAAAUCAAUAUCCUUGUCUCUUGUAAAACAGAUAGCCUAAAGCGAUAACUCCCACAACUGUACCCAUCCACCAGAUGGAUAAUUAUCGUAUAUUAAGGUGUGACUCUGUCCUUUAUCCUCACUGUUAAUCUACCUGAACCAGCCCCCCGCCAGCGUGAGUCGAUAAAUGUUGUCCCAGCCACCAGUGGCUUCGAUUUCUGAUUAGAAUGUGCUGUUUGAUUUCGGCUGCAAAAGGCAACAUGAUUGUGACAGAAGCAAUGUCAUCUCCCCUUCGUUCUUUAUUUUGGUUCCCCUAAGAUAGAGUUUGAACAAAUAUUUUAAAGGUGCAACAUACUAUUAGACAAUACUCUUUGAAACGGACCUUGUAGGAGUAUCAUGGCGUCCUGACCACCAAAUGCUGUACUGCUUGGCGGAAGAGAAGCAUAGAGGAAAGUAGCACACUUAGCAUUGAUGACGGAUGAUUUCGCCCAGUGUAAGCGAGUACAGUGUACAAAGAAGUAUAUCCUGAGUACAUGAGUUCCAUUCAUUUAGCACAAAUAAAUCAUUUGGUUUCACUUUGAGGUGGAACACCGUGAGUCACUCUUUUCUUAAUACUCGCAACAUCUUUAUUUUUGUUUUUCGGAGGUUACCGUUUUGUACUUGGUAGUAAAGUGAUUUUUUACCACCUGUGUUUGCAUAUUUAUAUAUGCUGUGGAUGAAAAUAACUUACUCGAGAAUGUAUAUUUUAUGAUAAGAAUGUGUAUCUGUUGGAUAUAAUCAGAACUGAAAAUUAAUUUAUCAGUAAUUUUUAAGAGCUCAUGUUUUGUGACAACCAUCUCUAAUAGCUAACUCUUUAUUGAAUACACUCCUAAAAAUAAGGAACCAUGACAUAGUAGAUAUUUAACAUUGUACAGUAUAGAAGCCUUCGGUUUUGCCUUGAAAUGCAUAUUUAAGAGUUAACAGAAUGAAAAGUGUUCUUGGAUAAUAGUGUUUGACUAGCAUUGUAAGGACUCGAGAGGAAAAGCCACAAUGGGAUUUUUUUCACCUCUUUCUGCUGCUGCCCCCAAACUGAGAAUGUCAUCCUGGGUUUGAAGGAAAUUUUACAUCUAUAUAAAUUUUAUUUACAACAGGUAUGUGAUUUUCAUCAUCAUAGUACAGUUCUCAAACAUGGGGAGGAAGUCGGACAUGUAGUUAUUGAAGCUUUAGGUUUUUAAAACGAUCAAAUGGGGCCAUGCCACACCCAGGGAUCCCACCAGCAGCUCAGUUGUCGCUCCUGGUAGGUACAUUGUUGUUCCAGGGAAGUCGGAGACGAGGCGCACACGGAUCCACGGUACAGUUCUCGGUUUCUCUUCCAGGAGAACUGUGGUGCGUGUUUACAAGGCUCUUUUCUGAGAGUACAGAUUUCAGAGCUGUCGGAUAGUGUCUAGCAUCAGCUAACAGAAUCUGCAGUGUAAUGGUCUUCCCUUUGCUUUCUGUCGAUCUGGUUACCUCCCGAGAGCACGACAGGUAAAAUGUUGCUCUGUGGUGAAUGAGAAGGCACGUGGAGUGAGCACACGGUUCCUGCUAAAUGCCUUUCAGAGACAGAUUCUUAACAUGCAGACUUCCCGGAGAGGUGCCGCUGGCCUCCCUGGAGUCACCAUUUCUCUUUGGAAUAACACGCAGCUCCUUCAAACUGCACUUUUCGGCAUAAACCUAGUUGCCUGUCCCAGCAGACAUUCAGAACUGAUAGAACAAACACUACUGUGUUGAGUGUAUGAUGUUUCGUGUCAUUUUAAAGUGGAGCCUGUAACACUUGGGCAGUACCCGCUAGGACGACUUGUUGGCCGUUGUAUAGCCACCAGGGACGCGUGAUACUCCAAUCCUGAGCUUCUGGGAGCUGGCGUGGCUACUGCCGUUCUGUUGCCCUCUGGCCCAGGCUAGUCCUGGAAUGUUCCAGAUGGCCUUUGUAAAAUUAGUAGCCACCUGCACACGGGCAGGAGCGACAGCAGCUUCACUUCCUGUCUUGCUGGCAGAGACCCUUGGCCACCACUGUGCUGCUAAUAGAAUAAGUACUGCGUCGCCAGAUGACCACGCCUUUUCUACAAAGUCAAGUUAAUCACCUAAUACCUGGCACCUCUGGGCUCUGAACUGCUUGCUCCCAUCAAGCAUGCUGGCAUUCAAGACAGCGUUCUAGAAAUUUGGCAGAUGGUGGAAGUAUUUAAAGUUUAGUUUAACUUACUCCUUUCUUGAUCGAAAGGAGUCGUAGAUUCUGAGCUCCUGAGACACUGACUACCAACCAUGGAAUGAAUGUGUGACCAGAAUGUGGCUUUGACACCAAGUGCUGCCGUGCCUUUGGAAUUGGCUUCUAACGGAUUUGACCAGAAAUCAGUGAGUGAGAAUUUUUAUGAAUUGUUCAAUGGUAGGAAACUAGAACAUCACCCUCUGUUAGGUAGACAUGAACUUCUCUUGCACGAAGCCUUGCUCUUAGAGGAUGCUCAACAAGGCAAGAAAAAGCAUAGUAAUUUGUGCUUUGAGAGCUCAACAUGUUUAAUCUUACCAGUACAGAAGAACUACUUCUCUGUAGCUUGAGCUUCUGUCUAGAACUUGUCUUACAGGUAACCAACACUGAAAACUUUGUAGUAAUGACUACCAAAGAAAUAUGUAGUAAAACAACCUUUAUUUCCAAAUUAUUAAAGAGCCAGCCAUUGACGCUGCUACGUGAGUUCCAUGCUCAAGAGCCAUUGUAAGAAAUUAAGGGGUUUUUAAGUUUUGGGGCUUUGUUUUCUUUUUCAGUUUUUUUUUUUUCCUCUAAAAUUUUUUUUUUUUUUGAUAAGACAUUUGUUAGCAGAAAGUUAUGGGGAGCAUUUUCCAGAAUGCUCAGCAGUUGUGAUUAACUGCCAAGCCCAGUUUGCCUCUUGUGAGGCAAUGAAAGGAAUCCUGUGUUCAUGACAGCAUGGGUGCUGUGUGUGUGCACGUGUGCGUGUGUGCAGUCAUGCCUUAACUCGGGUUACUGCUCAACUUUCGUUCUUGACUUAGUCUGCACCGUCAUCUAGAUUGUAUCGUACAUCUCGAUCUGAACUUCAUCCUGGCAAAAACAAGGUUGCAGGCACAACAGGUUAAGAACGCAUUCCUCCGGAAGAGUUAUCUGGUCAGGUUGACCCUGAGUCGUAUUUGAACUUUAUUUGGAACUUAGCCUGGAAGAGACUGUCAGAUGGAAAGAUGUCCACAAGAAGAGGAGAGCCAAGUGCUAGCAUGCCUUUCGCCUCUGCAUACCCGUGCACACUGUAUGGUGUUCAUUAUAGGUUGUCUACAGCUUGACUAGGUUGGGGUUCUGGUAAUAGUGGCAAUCUUGACAUUCUUGGUCAGAGUUUAGAGAGAUGUAAGACUUGGAAUUAUUGUCUUAUUUACUUCUUUUAUGUUGAUUAGUCUUUGAUACAUGUGCUGAAUCAGAAACCUAAAUAAAGAUAAUUUUUUAAAUGUA
This is a messenger RNA of Oryctolagus cuniculus (rabbit), 6400 nucleotides long. Lineage: Eukaryota; Metazoa; Chordata; Mammalia; Lagomorpha; Leporidae. The record is from RefSeq and is a predicted model, not a curated record.